Molecule: messenger RNA, 6885 nt
Organism: Hyalella azteca
Lineage: Eukaryota; Metazoa; Arthropoda; Malacostraca; Amphipoda; Hyalellidae
Gene: Btk29A
Product: tyrosine-protein kinase Btk29A
Exons: 12
Coding region: 312-4547 (1411 amino acids)
Biological process (GO): peptidyl-tyrosine autophosphorylation
Molecular function (GO): ATP binding; non-membrane spanning protein tyrosine kinase activity; protein binding
Source: RefSeq, a predicted model, not a curated record
AAAUAUUGUUCAUGACGAAGUUCUAAAGCUUAAAAUAAUGCAAGAACUUGUUAAGCAGUAGCUCAUUAAGCUUUCCGUGUCAUAGAUUGCCGAAAUGGUCGAAAUUAAGCUACAUUGCCGGACGCUAGAGCAGAUGCAAGUUACUGGUUACCCCAUAAGAUUAUUUUAGGAAGGAAAAAACCGGCAAGUAAACUAAACGGCUUUUACUAGUUUAUUUUGAGGUGUACAAGAUGUGACACGCAUCACGAAAUCACGUGUGCAAUCGGAGCUGUGCGUGAAGAAUCUCCCUAUGACCACUCCCUCAACUCGUCAUGCCCAUACAGCGUUUAGAUCCUUCUUCAAUAUUUCAGCUCCCUAACUUCCUUUUCUCCCAAUCCUCUCCUAGCUAUCAUGUCUCUCCUUGCCAUCCCGUCUCUCGUCGUCUAUCUAAAAGACUGAGCGAUCCCUAUCUUCAUUAUUACUUGUCGAAUCGCGCUCUGCCUCCUACACCUGCCGACCAGCUGCCUUACGUUCACUCGAACACCAGAUUGUCACCCGUUCCUCACACAACCUCGGUAAGCUCAGCCGCUAAACCUGCUGCGCCACAUCAGCGUAGCUCCGCUGCGAAGGGUAACUGCACUGUGCGAGUUACCAGCAAAAAAAGACGUCCAGCGCCCGCCCGCAGGACUCUCUCGGUCGCAGCCAGAACUUGUCCUGAGAAGUGGGAAGGUUUCGAGGUCCGGGCUGUAGGGGGUGGUGGCCCUAAUUACAAACGUUACUCGAAUGAAGUCAAGUUUGUUAAUGGAAACUUUAACCAUAACGUGUGUGUUUCUGAACCCAAAGUUCAUUCGAGUUCAGUUUAUUGCUCUACCGCAACACCAAUAGGUACUGUGAGCGGCGCUGAUAAAGUGUUGGGAGAAAUUCGGGUCUGUCCAGGAUAUCAAUCUCAAAAAACGACCCUUGUCCAUAAACCGAGUGAAAACUAUUGUGUUGGUGAUCGUGAAAUUGACUGGGGUAAACGUUCUUGGCAAGCCAACCAGGAACACUUGAAAAAAGAUCGCCGGAAUAGCUCAGAAGAGGACACUAGUGGAAUUGAAUCCAAUCAAACUGACCUGUGUUAUUCAGAUAGAUGCUUGAACGCUCCUUAUCACGUCGGGGUGACAAGAGUGAACACAUCUGUGUACGGUAGCGACUUGAGCGUCGGCGUUGACUCUGUUAUUGAUUCUGUUUCUUUCAAAAAUUCUUCCCUAAGAAGUACGAAUAGUGCAAACAAAAAGGCAUUUAUUCUCAACGGGAACGAAUUUGGGAGACGCAAGUCAUCUCCUUGUGUCGGUAUUUCAGGAAGUGCUCCAAAAGAUAAUUUGAAAGCCAUGAUUGGUAGCGGCACUGUGUUUCGCAACACCAUCGAGUUAGAUCCACGUAUUCUGCAUCGCAAACAUUCAAGUCCAGCGAACAUUGGGCUUGCAUCUAACACUCGAGCUGCACCCACCAAUGGCCCGAACAAACCGACGUUCGUUACGGUCAGUAUACGACAGAAUAGCUGCGCCACGUCUGGCUCAGAAGCCUUUUUUAAUCUUUCCCUGCGACCGUCCGAUGCGGGGGGUGACAAGAUCACCCUGGUUCCUGCUACUUGUAAAGUUAAUCGUUCUGCUUCCUGUGCUGCAACGCUUGCCAGGAAAAAUUCACAUGGCUACCCUGUAGUGAACGGAAAUGUUAAAAACUCUGCUGCUCUUCCAUCGGGAAACUGGGUUUCAAACCAGCCUACCGCUUUCCUGACUAUUCGUCCAUCUAAACCUGGAGAUCUCGUUCAUGACGGCACAUUUCACGAUGCGACGAGGCCUUCUCGUGCUUCUAAGCAACCGACUAUCAGCCUCACAACGAACCUCUCUACCAACGUUCUCCGGCACCCAAGUGUUACCGCCAAACGUUCGUUAAUUGACGAUUGGAUAUCUGAUUGCCAUGCCCAAAAUAUUAACUACAAUCGCGAAAAUCUCCUGGCUUCUGGAAUAUCAAGCCCUUUAAAUCCUGGAGUCUGUGUGCAACUACCAUACCAAAAUGCUUCCGAUGCACCUAACUUAUUAGGUGCGACUCUAGUCCGCAGGAAAAGAAGUUCUCGGUCAGCGGUGCAGCGCCAUGGCUCCAUGAACUAUACCGUUGCCGCCUCUGCAUGCAAGUCAAAUGAGCAAUUGCCGGUGCGCGAAGACAGCGCUACUAAUCAAGGUGCCGAAUUUCAUGAUGUCAUCAUGCCUGAAGACCCAAGGAGCUAUGUAUUCCAUUCCAAUGAAGAUGCUCAAUCUCGAGAGGAAGUAAAACGAGUCCAUAGGAAAGGAAAGGUUGUAAGAUCUAAAAGCACCGUUUAUCCCCCCUCGUAUUCCUUGAACGACACUCCUGUUUUUGUAACAAGUAACAGCUUUGAAGAGGCUAUUAACCCGCUCAUUGUAAAUGAUUCCGUACACGACAAUAAAAACUCAAUCCGCAGAAGCCUUAACUACGAAGGUCACGUCAGCGCAGCUUUCGAUGGUAGCGAAACUGAUAACUCUCCUCCUCGUUAUACCCACACACCCACUAAGUCUGCGUUCGACCAGAGCCCAGUCCACUCCACUCUUCCAGCUCACCGGCUCCCCGCACAUUGGCGCUCAUUGGGGUCAUUACAUAUCAACGAUAAUGACUCGGGCUCUCACCCCAAUUUGCUGAAGCCUAACCGACUGCGUAGCCAGUUUUCCUGGCAUCCGGAGCGCAAUCGCGCUUUCCCUUCCCGACCUCACCGCUCGCAGUCAAUGCGAUACCCAAGCGAUAGCAUUGUUCAGUCUGAUGACGAGCUUCAAUAUAGCAACAACCAAUUUAUUCUUCUAUCGCCUCUGGCGUCCUCGGUAUCGACCUUUACGCAGGCCAGUGAUACUCGUAAACGGGAGCCGCCAGAACUGCCCCCGCGUCCCAAGCAUCUCGUGUGUCCUCCUGUCGAAACUUCAUGCGACGCCCCCCAGAACUGGAGCGCUUUGUGCCCGAGCUUGUGUCAGUGGGGAGUUGGGAGGCCUUACGUUGGGGCCGAAGACGAUCUUGAUAACGUGCCUGAUAUAGACAACAAGAGUGAAGGUCCUACGGGCCUCGGAGGAGCUGUAGCCAGGAUCUACAGGGUGGCCAUCAAGUCCGCAGUCAACUGUAUGUUCCGGAAAUACUUGAACAGCGACACUAGAUCAGGUGUAGGAGCUCCCGUCGGUAACGGGUUGACGCCAGACAUGCCGCAGAAGCGUGUGGUGCGGGCAAUGUACGAUUACAAAGCUGCCCAGAAAGGCGACCUCUCGCUAGUACAAGACGAGGAAUACGAAGUCUUGGAAGAGACCGAAGAACACUGGUGGAAGCUCAGGGACAAACACGGGAACGAAGGCUACUCACCGAGUAACUAUGUCAAGGAAGCCACCGAUAUUGGCCUUCAUCAAUACGAUUGGUACUUGGGCGACGCAACAAGACAGCGUGCAGAGACCAUCUUAAUGAGGGAGGAGAGAGAAGGAUGCUUUGUGGUGCGCAACUCAUCAUCCACGACCGGCAUGUACACCAUCUCCGUCUACUGCAGCAUGUCGCGACCUCAAGUGAAGCACUACCACAUCCAGAAAGAUAGCGACAACAAGUAUUACUUAUCACACAACAUCAAGUGUAACUCCAUAUCUGAACUUAUUUACAAGCAUCAAUACAAUCCCGGGGGCUUGUGCACCAGACUUCGGAGCGCUCCUCUGGGCAAUAAGCCGCCUGCCACCGCCGGCUUCAGCAGAGACAAGUGGGACAUUCCCCUGAACGAGAUCACGCUGCUGGAGGAGAUCGGCAGCGGGCAGUUCGGUGUGGUGCGACGUGGCAAGUACCGCAACCUCGACGUGGCCGUGAAGAUGAUGAAGGAAGGCACCAUGAGCGAGGACGAGUUUAUUGAAGAGGCUAAAGUUAUGACCAAGUUGCAGCACCCUAACCUAGUUCAGCUGUAUGGAGUGUGCAAACGUCAGCGCCCAGUUUACAUCAUCACCGAGUUCCUGGAGUAUGGCUCUCUGCUCCACUAUCUCCGGCAGAAGGAAAAAACGCUCAGUUCUAAGACAGACACGCUAAUCGACAUGUGUCUCCAGAUUUGCGAAGGAAUGGCUUACUUGGAAAAAGAGAAAUUUAUUCACCGCGAUCUGGCGGCUCGAAAUUGUUUGGUGGGCUCGAAAAAUAUCAAAGUGGGAGACUUCGGCCUGGCAAGAUACGUCGUCGAUGACGAAUACACAGGCUCGGGAGGAGCCAAGUUCCCCAUCAAGUGGGCAGCGCCUGAAGUGCUCAACUACAUGAGAUUCUCUUCCAAAAGCGACGUGUGGGCCUUCGGAGUUCUCAUGUGGGAAGUAUUCACGUGCGGCAAGAUGCCGUACGGACGCCGCAAGAACGCGGACGUCGUGGCGAUGGUUCAGGAGGGACUCGUGCUCGACCAGCCUCGCUACUGCCCCCACAACGUCUAUCAGGUGAUGCGCGAAUGCUGGGAACAAAGUGCCGACCAGAGACCAAGCUUCCACGACCUCAAAACCGAAAUUGGCCGCCUCAAUACGGAGGAUUGACCAGCUUCUUGCCACUUAAGCGAUGCAAUAUGGCAGCUCUAGACAGCUACUCUACGUUGGAAUACGUCAUUAGUUUGCCAACUACAUAGUGAUGGGAAAAUUGUCUCAGCGGGAUUUGUCAUGUUAAAGAAUUUCUCAUAUUUUUCCUUAGUGAGAAUUGUUGCUGCUAGUUUCUCACGUAUUUUUUAGUUGUGAAUUCAGAAGACGGUGUCCCGUUGAAGCUGACCUUUUCUUUGUAUUAUUGUGGUCAUGCUUUCUUUAUAUUGCAUCUUCAUUUAUUGAUGAUAACUUUAAUAUCAACUUCGCCUUUUGGCAGUGGUACCGUACGAUAAUAAAUAUAAUACGUGCAGGAAAAAGGAAAAAUUAUAUGGAGUCUUUAAUCAGUUCUGAUGUUUCAAGAAGGAAAUUAAUGAUGCACUUAUAUUGCAGAGUCUUUUCUGAGAUAAACUAAUACUAAAGUGAUGCAUAACUUUCAUCGAGAAAAAUGUUUGAAUCUUAUUCAUUGGAAAACACCACGCGUUGGCGCACUUAUAAGAAUAUUGCUCGCAAGAUUAACCUCCGUUUCAUAUCCUGAAUUUAUUUUUGCUUCAAAAUGUUUUCUUUUAAGAAAUGCAUUGUCACAGUUAUGAACAUUUUCGAGUUUAUGAACAAUAAUGAGCGGUAUUCAUGUAACGAGGGUCGAAGUAUUCCUUGUCGAACAAGUAAGUGUUCGUGCUUUUCAUCCGGAUAGUAUGUUAAUCAUUCCUGAUAUUUUGUGUCAUCCAACGGUCUCUACACUGCCUGUGCGCAUUUCUGUGAUAUUUUAAAUCUUGCAAUUCCUGAAAUUGGUUGAAAAAAUAAAAUCAGAGCUCAAAAUUAGUUAUUUGUUUUUGAGCUCAUUUAAGUGUAGACUAUAUGCAUCCGCAGUUAUUCAUUUCCUCAGAUUCAUUCCAGCGAAGGAUUUUUUUUAAUUUAGUAGCAGGAACAGUCAUUUAGAGCACCUAUAUUUUUCAGUGAAUCAAAAUCAAUGUUUUUUUAUUAAAAAUAACAUUCAUUUCUGGUCUAAAUCGUGAUACAAUAAUGAAGCUGUUAGGCAACAAAGAAUUAAUGCAACCUACCAUAAAAUACCUCUGAUUUAACUUUCAUAUUAAGCACCGCCUCAUUAUAAUUUUACGCUGGAUUUAUCAAGCAAAGUAUUACGUUCUUGUUGCUCUCUGUUAAAUCUAAUCUCCAUUGUGUUACAAACUGCUUUGGCUAAGCGUUGACUGAGCUCUGUGUUGACGUGCGCAUAUUUUUAUGAAAUGUUCAUUACAAUGUAUGUCGAAAUAUAACGGAGAAAACGAAUGCUUCCUCAAGCAUUCAAUCAUAAAUUAUAUUUUUACAUAGAAAAAAUGCGGUCCAUUCCAUUGAUCAAAAGUAAGCAGAAAUAUCAUUUGCCAACAAAUUGGAGGCUGAGAGCCGAUCAAAUGAUACAGCUCGAAUCUUGGUAAUUUAAGAAUAUUAUAGAACGAAGAAAACGUCUGGAGGUUCAUCAGAAAUGAAUUGUGGAACAGAGCACUUCGUUGGAAGUUUGAUCUUAAUAUUAUUUGCUGAAAACGCUUUAUUACGUUCCAUAGAUUUACGAGUCUGGCUCAUUCCUGCGCCACUUCCCAGUGUGAGUCGUUAGUUAUCAAUGAUCGUGAUGCCUCGUGGAGCACAAACUGCUUAUACAAAUGCGUAACAAGUCUCAAAUUAUGAAGCACGUAGUAUUUAAACCGAAAUGCUCACCUCAUGCAUGGUUGUCUUGUUGAAUCAAACCCUGUACGAGUUAAUUAACUCGACCAACUCUGUGAUAUUGGGCGUAAUUUAUGAGCUCAUUUAAACAUGACUUCCAAGUUUGUUUUGUUCCUGGAUAAAGUAUCGUAUGUAGAUCAAUGGGUUCGGCUCAGCGCUUCUCAUUGCGCUCAUAGUAAUAUAAGUGAAAGAUGCCUCAAAUUUGACUAAAUUAUGUAGGUUGGACCAAGCUGAAGUGUAGGUGAUUGUGAGCAUGGACGGCCCAAGAGAACGCGGCCGUUGUAUUUUUGUACAACGCUCGAUUUUCAUUCCACUUGGCGGGAUAAUAAUAUCAUUCCAAGUAUUUAAGAAAGGUUUGCACCGUUGCUGCAACUCACCACACGUUGAUAAUUGUGAAAAGAGUUUACUCUCACUUUAUUAUAAUUAUUAUUAUUAUUAAUAUUUUACCUGUAAGAUUUGUUGCAAUAUAAGAGAUCGCGCAGGAGUUUUUGAUAUUGCGGAUAGUUUGUAUAAAUGUAAAUAAGAUUGUUGUACAUUUAGGAGUUUGGAUAUUAUUUGUGUCAUAAAAUAAAUUUCAUUAAAUGCA